AUGUGGCCUGUUACGGAUGGAGACCACGACACAGCAUCCUUUGCAGCUCUGUUUCCCAGCAUUCGCCAGUAACAACCUAUCGUUUUCUGUCUCACGGCGGCAGUUGGUACAUCGAGUCUGAUUGAGGCUUGAGCUGCCAAUGGCCCCGUUGAUCAAGCAGGGAUACUCCAAAAGUCCACCAUGGGUAUUCCACGUCUCAUAGCUACCCUUGAGCCCUAUUCCAACCAACACAAGCUACAAAAUGAGGAAGUGGUCAUUGACGGCCCGGCUCUGGCAUACCAUGUCUCUUGGAUAUGUAGGCAGAGCGGACACUCGUACCCUAGCUCUGCUCUCCUGCAGCAAGUAGUGCUCCAAUGGCUGGAUGCGCUCGCUGAUCAAGGCAUCAAAAUUGAAGCUAUAUACUUCGACGGCUUUUUGCCGCCUGCGAAGCGUCCUACCCGGAUGGAGAGAAUGAUCAAAUCCGCAGGACAGCUAAAUCAACUCUACGCCGUGUCGUCCAACAUUUACGCCCAAAUUUGCAGUCAAGGGAAGAAUGUUAUAUUGCGCGAAGAUAUGUUCCAAGCAAAAGCACCCUUGACGGAGAAAGUGCCAGCACCAACAUUCCUUGUACCGGCAGUUCUUGAUGUCCUCAGAGACUCGUCGGCCUACGCUGCCAUGGUACAUGUUGUUCCUGGCGAGGCAGACGCUGUUUGUGCCAAACACCUGGCUGACCACGGCGGCACGGUCUUGACUUCAGAUUCUGAUCUGUUAAUACAUGACCUUGGAAGUGGAAAGGUAGCCUUUCUUCGAGAUAUGCAUACUCAAGGAGAUGAGUCGGACCUGCUCUGCAACCAGUAUGAGCCCAAGGAGAUCCGACAACGACUAGGCUUGGAGAAGUCAAACUUGGUUCGUUUUGGGUAUGAGCUGAGCCUCGCACCUCACUCUACCGUUUCACAACUCGUUCGGAAAUGCGAGACUCAGGAUGUUGACUCGGUGCACGAGUUUGAGCACUUCUGCGAGGAAUACAUCCACGCAGAAGCAUCCAAAGUGCCCCUAACACCGGACCAACAGGGAACCCUGCCCAUCAAGAAUCUGGAUCCGAGACUCUCGGAGCUGGCCGUGCAGCUUGGAAACGGCCCCAGAGAACCUGAGGUGUUUCUCCCCAUCUCAUUAGACAACCCGAUGCGCGAGAGCGCAUGGGUGCCUUGUUCUUGGUUGCGACAGGUGGCAUAUACGCUUCUCGCACACCUGAUCGGUUCAAAAUGUACCGCGGUUUCGGAAUAUAGACGGGUACAACGUCAACAGCAGCAAGGCAAGCUACUGGACAUAAUGUCCCCUGACGAGCUCCAAAAGGCCAUCACACACCUGGAGAAUGCAGGUAUUUGGCCGAGCCCGCAAGUCAAGGGCUUCUCGAAACCUGCUCGAUACCUCAGCUUGUUGACGAUGGAUCCAUAUGAUCCGGAUGACACCAGAGUUCCGCACGCGCGCCGCAUUCUCGAGCAGGCGGCGCUCCGCACAUUGCCGCAAGAGGGCCAGGAGCAGUGGAAUGUUGUUCACCUCACAGCGCAAGUGCAAGCCUACGCUUACUCAAUAAGAAUGGUGAAACAGGUCCUUUCUAUGUGUGAUGCUGCUUGCUGGGAUUCAAUUAUAUCAAGCUCAGGCCCGACCAAACAUCAAGCAGUUGCUGAUGCCAUUGGUUCGAUAGCAAUCUCGACGUCUUUGGAAGACGUCCCAGAUCUAAGGGCCAUCAGGCAUUAUAUCAACAGCCUGCAUGAGCCUGACAAGAAAGCUGAGGUCCAGUCAAUGCUCAAUUUGACACCAGAACAAUUUUCGGCCUUGGGCAACACCAGAAAGAAGAAGAGGAAGACGAGCAAGGAGGCGAGAGACGGCAAACCCAAGAAGAUGUCAAGGCCGAGCCUUUCUAGCAAUAGUUUUAGUAUUUUACAGGACGAGUGACUAGAGUAUAUGAAAAAAACCAAAGUUCGCAACAGAGAUUCAUAUUAGUUCUCUCUAACAUGCACUUUGCUCCACCGAAUGAA
This is a messenger RNA of Emericellopsis atlantica, 2018 nucleotides long. RefSeq names its product XPG domain containing-domain-containing protein. The transcript is spliced from 2 exons. Bases 181 to 1935 code for a protein of 584 amino acids. NCBI's taxonomy places the organism in Eukaryota, Fungi, Ascomycota, Sordariomycetes, Hypocreales, Bionectriaceae. The record is from RefSeq and is a predicted model, not a curated record.